AUGCUUUCACAACGACUUUCUUGUUUUAAAUUUAAUCCUUUUAUUAAUUUUCAUUGUGCUUUCUUCUCAUUAUCAUCAUCUCAUCAUGCUGCAAAACCCACAACGCCAGCAACACCUGUUGAUCCAGCUACUCCAACAGCACAAUCAGCUCAAUUAGCACAUAAUAAAACUAAAACUUCAUUAAGAGGUACGCCAUAUAAUAUUACUGAUAUUGAAACAUCUCUUCGUUAUAUGGAAAGUGAUGCAUAUAAAACUGUUUAUGGCAAUGAACCUGUAUGGAAAAAUUAUGUUCGAAAUCGAACAAAACAACGUUUUCCUCAUUAUACACGUGAUUUUUGUGUUGAAGAAGGUCUUUAUAUACGUGGAAACCCUUGUCCAGUAUGUCGUGAUGAAUAUCUUUUACUUGAUUAUCGUAAUAUAAAACUUUUAAAACAAUUUGUUAAUGAUCAUACAGGCGAAAUUGAACCUGUAUUAAAAACUUCCAUAUGUCAAGCACAAUUACGAAAUCUACGAGUUGCAUUACGUAAAGCUUAUGAUUUAGGUUUAAUGACAUAUGAAAUACCUUUUCGAACAUAUGAUUAUCGAGAUUAUUAUCCGGAAUUACGUGAUGAAAAAGAUCGCGCACCAUCACUUUUAAUGACAAUACUUCAUGCAGUACAAGAUCAAAAAUUAACAAAUCUUGAUCAAUUAACAUUAACUGAUGAACAACUUCGUGCAACGUAA
Molecule: messenger RNA, 723 nt
Organism: Rotaria sp. Silwood1
Lineage: Eukaryota; Metazoa; Rotifera; Eurotatoria; Philodinida; Philodinidae
Source: the annotation of a GenBank genome assembly